CUUUCUCUGGGUGGAAGUUGAAGGUGAAGAAGGUGAAGGGAGGAGGAGAGGGGAUGGGGAUCAGAUUCAUACUGAUGGUGAACAAGCAAGGCCAGACCCGCCUCGCCCAGUACUACGAGUACCUCACCCUCGAAGAAAGGCGCGCCCUUGAGGGCGAGAUCGUCCGCAAAUGCCUCGCCCGCACCGAGCAACAGUGUUCAUUUGUUGAGCAUCGCAAUUACAAGAUUGUCUAUAGGCGCUAUGCAUCACUUUUCUUCUUGGUUGGAGUUGACAAUGAUGAGAAUGAGCUUGCGAUCCUGGAGUUCAUACAUUUACUAGUGGAAACCAUGGAUCGUCAUUUCGGCAAUGUGUGUGAACUGGACAUCAUGUUCCACUUGGAGAAGGCACAUUUCAUGCUGGAGGAAAUGGUCAUGAAUGGAUGCAUUGUGGAAACCAGCAAAGCAAACAUAUUGACGCCGAUACAGCUGAUGGAAAAAUCAUCAUGAAACCAUACCCAGUAAAGUGUCCUGAUUUUCUCUUGACGGCGCACCAAGGGUACAUAUUAGAGAACUCAGGGAGAAUUAUUUGUUGAUGGUAUAUCACGAAGUCUUGCUCUUUAUAAUGAGCAAUCCGUGCUUUGGUUGUAGAAUUUUUCAAGGACGAAUUGUGGAUUUCUGGGGAAACUGAUCACGGGGGCAGUGCAAUCUUUUUGCAAUAUCACCGGAGUUGUAAUGUACAUUUCUGAUAAAAUGUCUGAUAUGCAUUCAAUUGUUCAUCUCACCCA
This is a messenger RNA of Eucalyptus grandis, 763 nucleotides long. RefSeq names its product AP-4 complex subunit sigma. The transcript is spliced from 4 exons. Gene Ontology annotation, cellular component: intracellular membrane-bounded organelle. The coding region runs from base 54 to 485 and encodes 143 amino acids. The record is from RefSeq and is a predicted model, not a curated record. Gene Ontology annotation, biological process: protein transport; vesicle-mediated transport. NCBI's taxonomy places the organism in Eukaryota, Viridiplantae, Streptophyta, Magnoliopsida, Myrtales, Myrtaceae.